Messenger RNA from Helianthus annuus (common sunflower), 2036 nucleotides. RefSeq names its product L-ascorbate oxidase homolog. The coding region runs from base 89 to 1708 and encodes 539 amino acids. The record is from RefSeq and is a predicted model, not a curated record. NCBI's taxonomy places the organism in Eukaryota, Viridiplantae, Streptophyta, Magnoliopsida, Asterales, Asteraceae. Gene Ontology annotation, molecular function: oxidoreductase activity; copper ion binding. The transcript is spliced from 6 exons.
CUUCUUUUAAUCCCAUCCCUCCCACCACACCAACUCGCACCAUUAUCACUUUCCUCAUUUGCUUCUUCCUUUUCGCCGUCGGUGCAAUAUGUCAAUAAAUUUAGCGGUUUGUGUCGCCGUCGGUGUGUUGCUCAUUGCCAUUGCAACGGCCGAAGAUCCCUAUCGAUUCUUUGACUGGAAUGUCACCUAUGGUGAUAUCUAUCCGCUUGGUGUUCGUCAACAGGGAAUUUUGAUUAAUGGACAGUUUCCUGGGCCUACUAUUCACUCUGUUACAAAUGAUAAUCUCAUCAUCAACGUCAUCAACAGCUUAGAUGAACCUUUUCUUAUCUCCUGGAACGGUAUCCAACAAAGAAGAAAUUCGUUCGAAGACGGGGUGUAUGGAACAACAUGCCCAAUCCCACCAGGCAAAAACUUCACAUACAUCAUGCAGGUUAAAGAUCAAAUAGGAAGCUUUUACUACUUCCCUUCUCUAGGGUUCCACAAAGCCGCUGGCGGCUUUGGAGCUAUCAGGAUUCUUAGUCGUCCAAGAAUCCCUGUGCCAUUCGAUGAACCCGCCGAUGAUUUUACUGUUCUAAUCGGAGAUUGGUACAAGUCUAACCAUACGGACUUGAAAGCGAUUCUAGACCGAGGACAUAAGCUUCCAAACCCUGAUGGAAUCCUUAUCAAUGGACACGGCCCGAAUGGUUCUACCUUCACGGUCGAACAAGGAAAGACAUACCGAUUAAGGAUAUCAAACGUGGGACUACAAAACUCGCUCAAUUUCCGCAUUCAAAACCACAGGAUGAAACUCGUCGAAGUUGAAGGGACACACACCGUCCAACAAAUGUAUUCUUCUCUCGACAUUCAUUGCGGUCAAUCCUAUUCUGUCCUGAUCACGGCUGACCAACCGGGCCAAGACUACUUCAUUGUUGUCUCCUCUCGGUUUAGCGCCCCAAUCCUAACCACCACUGGAGUUCUCCAUUACACCAACUCUGCUGGCAAAGUCUCUGGCCCAAUCCCUGGUGGCCCAACCAUCCAAGUUGACUGGUCCCUCAACCAGGCCCGGUCCAUUAGGAGUAACCUUACAGCUAGUGGGCCAAGGCCCAACCCGCAAGGCUCAUACCAUUAUGGUAUGAUCAACACUAGCCGAACCAUCAUCAUCCAAAGCUCGGCUGGAAGAGUUGAUGGCAAGCAAAGAUAUGGGCUCAAUGGUGUCUCGUUUAAGCCCGCUGAUACUCCCUUAAAGUUGGCUGAUUAUUUCAACAUUGGAGGCUUUCGAGUUGGAAGCAUUUCUGAUCGGCCCCAAGGACGGAGGUUGCAUCUUGAUACCGCUGUAAUGGGGGCCGAUUAUAGAACUUUCAUCGAAAUCGUCUUCCAAAACCCUGAAGAUAUUGUCCAGAGCUAUCACAUUGAUGGCUACCAAUUCUUUGUUGUUGGAAUGGAUGGAGGCGUAUGGAGCGAGGGUAGUCGGAAAGGUUACAAUCUUCACGAUGGUGUUGCGCGUAGCACCAUUCAAGUGUAUCCAAAAUCGUGGUCGGCUCUUUACGUGCCACUAGAUAAUGUGGGUAUGUGGAACGUAAGGACCGAGUUUUGGGCCCGACAAUACCUAGGCCAACAGUUUUAUUUACGUGUUUACACCAACUCGGGGUCAAUUAGAGACGAAUUUCCCAUACCGAAAAAUGCUCGUCUUUGUGGAAGAGCUGCCGGUCGCCACACACGACCGCUCUAAUCUGCCAAGAAUAGCUGUAUAAUGAGGACAAGUUUAGAUCUGAUAAGCUACGUAACUUAUAGUUGUGGUGCUACAUAAGCACUCUAUCGGAUUAUAUCACUACUACAAAUGUUAAUGACCUUAAUCUCGAGGUCACAUUGUUUUUAUUUUAUGUUUUUUUUCCACUUAUAUUAGUUUUUAUUUUAUUUUAUUUUUUUAUAAGUUUUUGUUGGAAUUAAGAAAUUCGGUGUGAUUGUAAUAAGCCACUUGUUUGUUAGAAAUAUCCUUUUUUUUAUUAGAUUGUUUUCCAUUAGUAUUCAUGAAAAUUAUGUAAAGGGUUAUUUCACUA